UGGGAGAGGGUCUCAGAAACAUCGUUUUAUCUCUGGUUUUGGAGAUAUUCAAAACUCAGCUGGAUACAGCCCUGAGCAACCUGCUGUAACUUUGAGUUUGGCUCUGCUCUGAGCGGGGAGUUGGCAGAGACUUCCAGAGGUCCCUUCUCACCUAAAUUGCUCCAUGAUUCUCCAUGUUACUCCAUGAUUCUGUAUGAUAAUGUUUUAAUGAAUUUAGGGAAAUGGUUUUCAGCCUUUUCAGUCUAUGGGUCCCUAAAUAUUUUUCCAGGUCAUCACUGAAAUUAGAAAUUUCACAUAAUUGGAUAGACUUGUUAGUUAUGCUUUGUAACUUCUCUGUAGUCUGUGGACCACAAGGCUUCCAUCAUCAUGGAUUGAAAAACACCGGUUUAAGACAUCCCUUUCCUUGUCUUUGUUCCAGUGUUUGUAUUACAGGGGACAUUAACUUCAGAAUUAAUAGGACUGUCCGUGGAUACCAUGACUACACCCAAUGAAUCAGUCCUCACUUCUCCUGUCUUUCUUCUUACUGGACUUCCUGGUCUGGAGCAUGUCCACAAGUGGAUUUCUAUCCCAAUUUGUUCCAUGUAUCUCACAGCCUUUGUGGGGAACUGCACAAUCCUCUUCAUUAUCAGAACAGAGCAGACACUCCAUGAGCCCAUGUACUAUUUUCUCUCCAUGCUGGCACUCUCUGAUCUGGGCCUCUCCUCCACCACCUUGCCAUCAAUGCUCAGCGUGUUCUGGUUCAAUAACCGAGCCAUCCACUUCGAUGCAUGCCUCGUCCAGAUGUAUUUCAUCCACACCUUCUCCAUCAUUGAAUCUGCCGUGCUCCUGGCCAUGGCUUUUGACCGCUUUGUUGCCAUCCGGGAGCCCCUGAGGUAUGCAUCCAUCCUGACAAGCUCAGUGGUCGCCAAGAUCGGUGUGGGGUUGACCAUCCGGGCUGUGCUUUUGGUGCUCCCAGCUUCCUUUCUCCUGAAGAGGCUGCAAUAUCACACAGUAAACGUUCUUUCCUACUCUUUUUGCCUACACCAGGAUAUCAUCAGGGUGGCCCAGUCAGACAGGAGAGUCAGUAGCGUUUAUGGCUUAUUGGUUGUUCUUUCCUCAAUGGCUCUGGACUCACUGUUACUUGUUCUGUCUUAUGUUAUGAUCCUUAAAACUGUCCUGAGGUUUGCAUCUAAGGAGCAGCGGUCCAAGGCCUUGAACACCUGCAUUUCCCAUAUCUGCGCUGUCCUAAUCUUCUACAUCCCAAUGAUUGGUCUGUCUAUGAUUCACAGGUUUGCGAAAAAUGCUUCUCCCAUUGUUCAUAUCCUCAUGGCCAACAUCUACUUGCUGGUCCCGCCACUGAUGAACCCCAUUGUGUACAGUGUGAAAACCAAACAGAUCCGUACGCGGAUCAUCAGAAAGCUGCGCAAGAAGCUGGGUGUGACUUCAUAGCCGUGGUAUCAGCUGCCCUGGAGCUGAGGGGGUCUGACUGUGACUGCAUGGACAUGUAAGUACAGCCUGGCAUCGCAGGCUGCAGGGAACUCACAACAGCUCAAAAAGGAGAUGAGAAUUCAGUUAAAAGCUGAAGGGCAAACUCAUUGCCUGGUGUUAACUCGAGUAACCCUGCUAAGGGUUGAAAGGUGUGCCAUUUUAAUGAUCAGCUGUGACUUCUUGCCUUGCACACAGUAAUAUGUUGUUAAUUAGAAGAAAUGUGUAUGACCCCGAAUGAUCUAGCUGUGUAAAUAUUUUAACCAAAUGUAAUUUGUUGUAUUGAUUUUUCUUCUUAUGACAAUGUCUAAUGGAGAAUCAUGUUCUGUCUGCUUUCCCUGAGAAAUAAAUAAAUGAAUAAAUGCUUCAAUAAAGUUUAAAAUGUAAAUGACAGGGUAUUGGAUGUAUCCACCUACAUUGAGCUGGAAAUAUUAGCCAUUUGCAGCAGUUAUUUGGAGAAUGCAGUAAUCACAAAGCCAGAAAGGAAUAAACAAUAAGAAUAGUUAUUCUCAGUGCGUAAAACAGAGAGUUAAAGAUGAAAUAGAGUAAAAGGAAAUGUAGGCUAUCAAGCAAUAAGCCUUUUUAAGAACCAGGUCUGUGGGUCUGCA
This is a messenger RNA of Dromaius novaehollandiae (emu), 2072 nucleotides long. Its product is annotated as olfactory receptor 51G2-like. Gene Ontology annotation, biological process: G protein-coupled receptor signaling pathway. NCBI's taxonomy places the organism in Eukaryota, Metazoa, Chordata, Aves, Casuariiformes, Dromaiidae. The transcript has a single exon. The record is from RefSeq and is a predicted model, not a curated record. Gene Ontology annotation, molecular function: G protein-coupled receptor activity; olfactory receptor activity. The coding region runs from base 475 to 1428 and encodes 317 amino acids. Gene Ontology annotation, cellular component: plasma membrane.